AGGCAGUUCGAACAGGCCUAUAACUUUUACAAUAUGAAGAUUUUUGCGAAGAUAUUGAAAUUGGAGUGGUUUUGCAAUAAUCCGUUUACAUAUUUAUGUGCUUACAGUUGAUUACAACAACAAUUAACUUAAGCAACAAUUAAAUAAUUUGGUUGUUAUUAUUAUUAUUUUUUUAUUCUAAUCUGUUUAAACAAUUUACUUAAAAGUUACAUAAAUAAGUCAACAGAAAAGCAACUCUGCGGCGCAUACAUACAGCAGACAAACUCAGCUUUGUUUAGCUUUUAUUAUCUAUCUAUUCGCUGAAUUUUUCAUAAUUAAUAAAAUUAGUAAAUAAAUUUAACUAAAGGGAAUAAACACAAUAAGACAUAAGUAAUUGCUUUUUCACAGUGAAAAAUAAGCGAAAACAAUUCCUGUUAGGUGAAAGUGUACACAAAACAAAAUUCUGUAUAUAGAUCACUGGAGAUCGAUAUUAGCAGACAAUGAGCUUUUACUUAAAAUACUGAAAGUUUAAUAUAAAAAAAAUCAUAAACAAUGCAGUAUUUUAACGUAAAGUGUGUGAGAAUUGCAAUAUUGCUUACGUUUAUCACAUUGUCCAGAUGCAGUUUUAUCAGGCAGCAGCCAAUAUAUGGCGAUAUUGUUGCAGCAUUUGCUGAUUUCAACUCUGAUGGAUUGACUGAUGUCCUCUUAAUAAGAAAUAACAUGAGUACCUUGGUAAUUAAAUAUGGUACUUAUACGGACAAAGGUGCUUAUUUACGACAUGACCCCUACUGUAAUUUCGAUGGUCUUGAAAUCACUAGUGCAGUACCAGGACAUUUCGAUGGCGAUGCCUUAAUGGAUGUGCUUAUAACGCUGAAACACAAACGAAAUGCCAAGGAAUAUAUUAAACAUAUAUAUAUCAAUUGGGGCAGCCCGGAUGGUAUUAAUUGCUCGACUGCAGAAAACCCAUUUUUAAUCACACUUCGUGAUUUUUGGCCAUUGGAUUUGAAUUUGGAUGGGAUCACUGAUGUGUACGGUUUGGAUGAAUAUGGUGAACGCGUCUACUUUAUAUUCCAUCCGCAGCGAAAAAUCCCGGUAAAGCGUACGCAAUUAGUACCGAGUGGUUAUGAAGAAUUAAUAUUCUCAGUGCCGGGGCUUAUUGCUUUUCAGAUUGCAAUUAUAAUAUUGCAAUUAAUAUUUUCAUUUGUAAAACCACGCCCUUGCGCACCCGCGCUUGUCACAUAAAUUGUUUUAGAUUCUAAACAAAAGGCUAAACUGCCGCCGUAGAGCAUUUUACGUAGCGCAUGCAUUUCUUCAGUCUUGUGAAGCAAAAAUCGCGAUACAAUUCUUCCGCUUCCAUAACUUCAUAAGGCACCUCUUCCAGCUUACUAUGAAUACAGAUGCGCGCAAUCCUACUAGAGUGCCUGUUUAAUAAGACGGGUUGAGGUUCGGUUUCAAAAUAGUACUCGAGCUCUGGUUUCCCAGAGCUCCUUUAUUUAUAGAAUAUUCUUAGCCUAAUUCAUGUAUGUGACACACACACAUAGUUGUGUUAUACAUGUACAUAUCUUAUUCCUAAUCUACUGCAUUAUGUACACAUAACUUAAUCUUAAGUGUUCUCAACGGCGACAGCAUAACAUAGCAAUCUCUUAUAUGUUAGUUAGUUUAGGAUCAAUUGUGAUCCUUUACAAUAAACAGUAUUACAGUAUUUGUAUUAUACUACAAUCUCUAUUCAAUAUACCCGAACAUGUAUUUCUAGUGUUGUUAGAAAUGGGCAAUUGAUAAAUACAUAUCUAUGUUUAGCGAUAAUGCAUAUAAAUAUUCAUAAUAUGAUAUCUGUAUAUGUAUAGUUUACAAAAAUAUCUUAUCUACAACUGUAGCCGUUAGGAACUGUUCAGAAAUCUGAACAUACUGCUCGCGUUUAAGUGUUUACAAAUAAUUCAAGAAUUUAUACAUCUUGGGCAUUUUAAUUACAAUAUGUAGAAGACUGACGGGUCGAACUCGUAAUUUUUUUUAUAUUUUCUUAUAUGUAUAUGUAUUAUUUUCAUUUUACUAUAUUUAAUAUUUUUAAAUGUAGUUUUAAUUGACUGGUACAGUAAUAAUUAAUUUCUGCGUCGGAGGGCUAUUGAGAUGACAAUUUAAUUCAGCUAUUAACAGGAUUUGGUUCGUAGUAUUUCUCGCAUAGUGUUCCAUAUGAUGUCAUUCUAAGUCCAAUGGAAAACUUCAAAUGGUAGUUGGUAUCGGCAUCUCGGAAUACUUUAAGGGGGGAAGGUGUGCCCAGAGUUUUACGUUUUAUGUAUUUAAACGCAUUGGUAUCUAAUUUGUUGAUACCUUGUUUAUACAACUACUAGCAGACCCGGCCACGCGUUGCUGUCGAUGAGUGAUUCAAGAAGUAUUUGAAAGACAAAAUUUAACACAAAUUAACAUAACAUUUUUAUAACAUAUUUAAUAAAUACUUAAAAUAUUUUUAUUUGAUAUA
This is a messenger RNA of Zeugodacus cucurbitae (melon fly), 2452 nucleotides long. Its product is annotated as T-cell immunomodulatory protein-like. The record is from RefSeq and is a predicted model, not a curated record. The coding region runs from base 532 to 1221 and encodes 229 amino acids. The transcript is spliced from 2 exons. Gene Ontology annotation, cellular component: plasma membrane. NCBI's taxonomy places the organism in Eukaryota, Metazoa, Arthropoda, Insecta, Diptera, Tephritidae.